AUGGCACCAGAGCAAAAGACAGCCACGAUCUCAGUCCAACAGCAUCACCCAUCAGCACAAACAAGCGUAGAAAGCUUGCCCACGGCCGGUCCAAGCACAAGAAUCAACGAUGAAGAAGCGCCUCGGUCGGCCUUCUCCAUAAUCGAGCCCCCAGCCGAGCUGGCAACAGUCACAACCCACUUCACAGACCAUUUCCCAGAACACAAUCCAGACGACAUCUUCCCAGAUGGCGGACUUCGUUCCUGGAGCGUCGUUCUCGGCUCGUUUUUACUCUUGAUGAGUAGUUUCGGGGUAAUGAAUACAACCGGUAUCCUGCAAAACUAUUUUGCAUCGCACCAAUUAUCCAAAUAUUCCCCCAGUGCAGUCGGCUGGAUUCCCGGUUUAUUCACAUUCUUCGGUCUGAGCGUCUCCGUUCAGGUUGGACCGAUGUUCGAUCGGUAUGGUCCAACUGGUAUUCUCAUUGCCGGCACGGCGAUCUAUGUCACAGGUCUGAUGCUCCUAGCUGAGAGUCAUGAGUAUUGGCAUUUUGUCUUGACGCUGGGUGUCAUGUCUGGCAUUGGAGCUGCGCUUUUGAGUACGGUUGCGUUGGCUAGUGUGCCUCAAUGGUUUGAUCGGAAGGCUGGCCUUGCGAUUGGGAUUUCGAUGGCUGGGGCGGGUCUUGGUGGUGUGCUUUUUCCGUUGAUGCUUCGGGCUGGGUUCUCUAAGCUGGGGUAUAAGUGGACAAUUAGGCUUCUGGCGUUCGUUGCGUUGGCUUUGUGUGUUGUUGCGACAUUUUUGGUCAAGGCGAGGCUGCCGAAGGGCAGGAGUAAGUCGACCGUUAAUCUGCGCUCUUUGAAAGAUGCCAGGUUUACCUGGUUGACUGUAGGAAUUUUCAGCCUUGAGCUUGUCGUUUUCGCUAGUCUGGGACUAUACCCGACCUAUGUCGUUUUGCAGGGCUUUUCGACCAACACUAGUGUUCUCCUCCUCUCCGUGCUGAACAUAGCAUCCACUGUAGGCCGCUUACUGGCCGGAGGCAUAGCCGAUCGUUACGGCAGAAUAAACACCCAGGCCGCACUCAUCGCGCUGGGAGCCGUUGCAGUCUUUGUGAUAUGGCUACCAUUCGGAAAUACCCUGGCAGGGCUAUAUACCUUCUCCUCAGUAUUCGGGCUAGCGUCAGGCUCAUUCCUGAGUCUGGCACCUGCCUGUAUUGGGCAGAUCUCAAAGGCCAGCGAAGUUGGUGGACGAUUCGGAUUAACAUAUUCCAUUGUCAGCUUUGCAACACUAAUUUGUAUCCCUAUUGGAGGUGAGAUGCUGGACAAAGUUGGCAAGAGGGCUAUGGUGGCGUAUCUGGGCAGUGUCUUGAUCGUUGCAUUGGGGAUGUUUGUCAUGGCUCGAUGGGCUUGUUUGAGUUACCGGUGGAGAUGGCAGGCGAAGAUCUGA
Molecule: messenger RNA, 1419 nt
Organism: Penicillium canescens
Lineage: Eukaryota; Fungi; Ascomycota; Eurotiomycetes; Eurotiales; Aspergillaceae
Product: putative MFS monocarboxylate transporter
Exons: 4
Coding region: 1-1419 (472 amino acids)
Biological process (GO): transmembrane transport
Cellular component (GO): fungal-type vacuole membrane
Molecular function (GO): transmembrane transporter activity
Source: RefSeq, a predicted model, not a curated record